GUGUAAAACAGGAUGAGAAAAAUUGGUAUAAAAUGCGAGGGAAAAGACAAUUGAAAUCAGUCGAGUGAGCAUCUCCGACACGACAACUGCAGUGCACUACUUGUCUCCUAUUGUAUCUCCAUCGUAAUACCAGUUCGCAAUCAUGGUUAAUUAUGGCGUCGUGCUGCUGUUGGGUGUUGUAUCGUUGAUGGCUGGGUCGACCACGGGUGUACCGAUGUCUCCUGGGUACGGUGGAUAUUCUUACCAAACCACAACGGCUAAGGAAUACUACCCCACGCCGCCGCCCUACUACACAACAACAUACGCUACACCGACCUACUACACCGAGGCCCCCAAGUACUACACCACCAAGGCACCCGAGUAUUACACCACAACGUACGCUGCCCCUAGCUACUACACCGAAGCGCCAAAGUAUUACUCUGCCCCGAGCUACACUACGAAAGCGCCCGAGUACUACACUACUACAUACGCUGCCCCAUCUUACUACACCGAGGCUACCACUACGUACUAA
Daphnia pulex (common water flea) is the source of this 511-nucleotide messenger RNA. Its product is annotated as extensin-2-like. The coding region runs from base 143 to 511 and encodes 122 amino acids. Lineage: Eukaryota; Metazoa; Arthropoda; Branchiopoda; Diplostraca; Daphniidae. The record is from RefSeq and is a predicted model, not a curated record. The transcript is spliced from 3 exons.